Molecule: messenger RNA, 6012 nt
Organism: Leucoraja erinaceus (little skate)
Lineage: Eukaryota; Metazoa; Chordata; Chondrichthyes; Rajiformes; Rajidae
Gene: plekhg4b
Molecular function (GO): guanyl-nucleotide exchange factor activity
Source: RefSeq, a predicted model, not a curated record
CAUGAAAAGCCUGCGAUCAUUUGGAAAUCUAUUUCCCCUGUGUCUUUACAAAAGCUGAAGGUGUCUAUUGCUGACGACGCCAGGUGGAGUCUUGUAAAGCGCAGACAGGACUCGGAAUCCUUUGACAUCUACAUACAGAACACACUUUCAGCCCUUUACCCGCCAUUCGAAGUCACUGCAGCCACUGUCCUGUGGCAGCUGUUCCACGUGGUGGAGAAGUCGUACCAAGGGGAUGGACUCCGCUGCCUAAUCGACUUCCUGGUUCCCGCCAAGAGGAUCCUUCAGCGCAUUCAGCAGGACACAUGUGCCAGGUAUGCGGGCGUCAUCUUCCGUCAUGAAGGCUGGCCGUUGUGUGUCCAUGAAAAGGUGGUGGUGCAGUUAACAUCUCUCCAUAAGGUCCCCCUCAAGGCUGGAGACUUUUACAUUCAGGUUGCACCACAGGGGAACCAAUCCGCGAAACUGGUGCUGAAAUGCCUUUCCGCAAAUGGGCAGUCAGUGGAAGAGGUCCUUGUUCCCGAGGAUGUCUAUGCAAAGCUCUUCACCGCGGAGUUUCUGGAGAAUGUGAGCCGUGAGCGUGAGUUUUCCCUGCACAGCUGCCUUUUAACGAGCGGCACGCUUGUCCUCCGCGUGCGCUGGGAGAACGUCAUUAACCCUGUGUUUGUCAACAGGCCCAAAACCGAGCCGGCUAACUCACAUUCCGGCGCAAACCGCCGCGACCAGAUCGCGGCCGCCACGGAGAAGAUGCCGCAAAUGACAAAAAGCAACAACCUGCCGGAUCACUGCAGUCCCACUGAAGCAGUGGUUCCAAUGGAAAAAACAGCAAUUUCGGAGGGUAACAUGGAGUGUGGGAUCCAGCUGUCCGAGAACAUGCAACCUUUUGGAACUUGCAUCAAACAGGAAGCUGCCAAGGGGUUGAAGGAAGGAGACAACUCAUUGUUUUGCCCAAGUUUUGACAGCACUGACAUAAUCCCUUUACUGAGUUUAGCUCAACCCACUCCACUUCCUGAUGAGGCCCCGACAGUUAACAAUGAAGUGUUGGUGGUUCCCAGCCCUGAGGCCAGGGUUACUACGAAAGUUUUAACCUUUGCCACAGACUUGAGUAGCCCUUGUCAAAAGAGGAAGCAGCGGCGAGACUCAAUGUACCUCGAAACAAGACGCUUGUUUAGGAAGUCGUACAUGGAGGCUUUACAGAAUCCGAUGCCACUGGGCUUCAACUCCGAGGGGUCGAUAGCUGAGGAGGUGUUGGAGCAUAAAACUGAGGUGAUCACUAAUGGAAACUUAAGGAUAUUUACCAAGAGACACAGUGAAAAGAUGAACCAAAAGCAGGAUCCACAUGUCAGCGGCUCGGAAAGUAAAGUAGUGACUGAAGGGGAAAAAAUCACCCAGAUCUGCCAAGACCCAGUUGGGCCUGUCACAUUGCAAGAUCAAUCCUCCACUCGAAUAUGUCGCAGAAGAUCCAAGUCUUUGGACAUGGCAUAUAAGAGCUUUCAGGAUAAAGCUUUAAAGACGCGAUUCUCUUCCGGUGAUUCCUCAAGAAAAAAGGUAUCAAAUGGCCAUGCGGUAGAAAUGGAUAAGUUGUCUCCUGACUCGUAUCUUACCGAUGGUGGAAGCACCCCCAAGACUCCAGCAGGUUGCUCUCAGAGCGGUGUGGCUGGGACAGACAGGAGGGGCAGCUGCCACUCGGAUUUAACCCAGACGCUGGAGACCACAGAGACCACCCCCUCACCAGCGUGCCCUCAAACCACAGUGCAGUUCCAACGCAACGCCCAAGUCUGCAGCAGCCUCCCUGCCACGGCAGCAGAGGUGAACCUGGACCUGUUGCAUUCGGGGAUCGCUCAGUUACCAGGGAACAGAGACAAAGUUGGCCGAGCUGUGAUCCAGAUCUGGACACACAACAUAAUCUGGUUGAAUCAAAGUUACCCCAGCAUGGAACUGACCAAUCUACUGGGGUAUUACUUCACCAUUCCCAGGAAGGAUGUGCGGGAACUUGGACUGACCAUAUUAGUAGAUGCUCGCAGAUGUCCACCUGCACCCACCCUCUUCAAAGCUUUUACUGCACUCCAGAUUGCCGUGCCAAAUUCCAUCAAUUCAGUCUUGGUUUUAGUGGAACGAGAAUCGACGUUCAGGCCCGAAAGAGAUCCACUUGUUCAGCAUGAAGUAGUGACGUCACUGAAGACUCUACACAGACACAUCGAUGGCUGUCAACUGACACAGGAGUUUUCCGGCACCUUUCCUUACGACCACAAUGACUGGAUCCGUUUCCACAUGAAGUUGGAGCCAUUCAUGAAAAGUUGCCGCGGGGCACUAAUCUACUUGAAGAAUUCCAUCAACUCUCUGAACAUCAGCAGAAUGCCGACCACAGCACAGGAAGUCAUUGAGCUCCUCAACCAGCACACAAGGAUAAUGAAAUGUGUGCUGGAAGACUCCCGGCUAGUAGGAUUGCGCCUGGAAGGUGGGACCGUCCUUGCCAGGAUUCGAAAAGAUGAAUUCUGUGACACUGAUGAUUACAGGAAUGCUAUGGACACGGUCACAAUGCUCUACAAUCAGGUGGAUGAAGAAGUCCAUAGAUUGGUCAAACUCUCCAACGAAUGCUUGCAGCACCUACAAAUCCAUUUGGGGCUGAAAAAGAUAGAGGAAGGAAGUACGAAGAUACAACAUUGGGCUGAGAGUGAGGGAAAAAAGCAUUUUGAUCAAAUAGAUUGUUUGCCACAUUCCCUGGAAGCAUUGAAACAAAAGCAGGAGGAGUAUAAUACCUUCUACAUCCUGGCUGUGCAACAUUACAAAAGAGGAAUGCAGCUGGUUAAAGAUGCUGGCCAUCUGAACAAUCAGUCACACAACGAGUUGCUGCAUUUGGAAGAAAUAAUUAAGGAAUUCAAGCAAUUUCUGAGUAACUUCAUCAGCAAACUAGAAAGGCAGAGAACGGAUAUGGACAACAUAGUUAAUUUGUAUGAAUUUUAUGAGACGGCUGAUCAGUGGAUCUUGCACUGCAGUGAUUAUCUAAGGCAACUGAAAGUAAGUGAGCAAAGCACUUUGUUGGACACCACCACUAUGGUCCAAAAUCUGGAAAGAUACCACCAAGAGGCCACCAAGUUCAAUGCAGAAAACUUUGAGACAUUGAAUGAGAUGGUUCAUGCCCUUGGUAGUGCUCGGGAGCUGAAGCAGUGGAACGUGCAGUGGAUGAAGUACCAACAGACCAGGCACCUUUUAGAGGAGGUGCUGGCUGCAGCACUCAGAGUCCAGGAGAGCCAAAGCAACAACCUAGGCACCACUGUACACUCGGAGGAUGAAGGGCCCAGGACAAGUGGUGAAUUUGACACGGAAGGAUCAGAUGAACUCGGAGAUUCUCCAAGCCAGAAAAGCACCGAGACUUUACAGAACGGGGUUUGGCCCGAUGGCACGAUGCACCUGCAAAAAGAGGGCCAGGAUUUAAUGGCAGUGAACGGCUCCAUAACAUCGGGCUAUAAAGAGCUCGGCCAAAAUGGUGACCCUCCGUAUACGUGCAGCACGUCCCCUCCCUCCUCGGCCCCGGCUUGCAGUCGGACCCAAGGGAGCGAGUUCUACUUCAAAGACAUUGACAGCUGUACGGAGACCUCCUCUGCCAUGUCCUGUCACCCUGAGCCCCCUAGCUCGCCGGGGCCAAGGCACAAAAAGCAUCCGUUGAAAAAGAUCAUGAGGAAGACUCAAAGCGCUGAGCUGUGGCAGCGAGAGAUUAGCCCGAGCGAGGCCGGCCGGCACGGCAACACUGGCGUUUACAUCAAGGGGCUGGAGGUGGUCAGCAGCGUGGUCACUGACAAAAAUCGAAUCCCCAGGUCAGAGCUGAAAAGCCCGGCGUUGAUCAGGAGGCACAGCUUAUCAGCGUCUUCCAGGACCCAUCAUUCCCAGACGCAGGAUUCCAAGAUCGCGGGCAGCAAGUUGCAACACAUCAUGGAAGAAAUGAUUGGCACAGAGAGAGAGUACGCCAAGUCCCUUGGAUACAUCAUAGAUCAAUACUUCCCAGAGAUGGAGAGAAUCGACCUGCCUCAAGAUCUGCGCGGAAAGCGUAACACCAUAUUUGGGAAUUUGGAAAAGCUGUAUGAUUUUCACUGUCAGCACUUUCUGAAGGAACUUGAACAAUGUACAAACAGUCCCCUUCGAGUCAGCCACUGUUUCCUCAGACACGAAGAGCAAUUUCGGAUGUAUGCACUAUACAGCAUGAACAAACCACGGUCUGACAGUCUGCUCGCAAGUCACGGGAACGCUUUCUUUAAAAAUAAGCAGCUGGCACUUGGCGACAAGAUGGACCUGGCCUCCUACCUACUGAAGCCCGUCCAGCGGAUGAGCAAGUACGCACUGCUGCUGAAAGACAUGAUCAAACACUGCAGCAAAACACAGGAGCAGGAGUUCAACGAUCUCCAAGCAGCUGAGGAGAUGGUGAAGUUUCAGCUCCGUCAUGGGAAUGACCUGCUGGCGAUGGAUGCCAUUCGUGGGUGCGAUGUGAAUCUGAAAGAGCAAGGACAGCUUAUGUGUCAGGAAGAAUUCGUCAUAUGGUGCGGGCGCAAAAAAUAUCUGCGGCACAUCUUCCUCUUUGAGGACCUUAUUCUCUUCAGUAAAACAAAAAAGAUCGAGGGAGGAUACGACGUCUAUGUUUACAAACUGUCAUUUAAGACGGCCGAGAUUGGAAUGACCGAGAACGUUGGAGAAAGUGGGCUGCGUUUUGAGAUCUGGUUCAGGAGAAGGAAAUCUCAGGACACUUAUAUCUUUCAGGCCAGCUCUGCUGAGGUUAAGUUAACCUGGACGAAUGUCAUAGGAAAAAUCCUAUGGCGGCAAGCCCUCAGAAACCGAGAGUUGAGGAUGCAAGAGAUGGUAUCCAUGGGGAUCGGUAAUAAACCAUUUAUGGACAUCAAGCCCAGUGAGGCUGCCAUCAGCGAUCAUGCAAUUGAUUACAUCAUGAAGGGUACAGAAACUAGAACAAGAACAUCUAUUGCUGUGACUUCAUUCGACCACUCCAUUUCCUUCAAGAGGCCUCAUUCCACCAUAUCCAAUAGCAGCACCUCAUCUUCGAGCAGCCAAUCAUCCUCCUCCAUUCUGGGGACUCUCAAUCUUCACGUGUACUCGAGCCCGAUGCAUGCUGGUCUGCAUUUGACACCUUUCAACCAGUGGUCCUCUGAUAUUGGCACGUGCAUCGAAGAAGAUGAACUGGAGCAAGAUGCAGGGAGCCAACCCUCUAUAAUCACAGAGAGCUCGGAGACCUCUUCACUAUGCACUUCAGCGGAAAGCAUCAGUGGCUCAACUCUCAGCUAUGUACACCAGCUUUCCGCAGAGACAUUUUCUGAUGAGGCACCUAAUCCCGACUCGAACAAGGCUUCCCAUUAUUCAUCUCCAAAUCUUUCUCCGAAGAUGCAGAGGGCCAAGCAGGCAAAGAACCAAUAUAUAACUGCGCAAGAGGUCUGUGUGGUGGUGUCGGAACCUGAGCCACUGAUGAUUUGAACACAUUUGACUGGAGACUGGUGCAAUGAACAAUGUGUGAAAAGCAGUUGCUUCCCAUGCAAUGGCAGGCAAUUAUAAUCAAGUGAUCUGAAUGUCCGAGGGAUCAAACGCUGGUGUGUUUUUAUUGAGCCAGCAGGUCAGAAACUGAGGCAAACACAAGGCUGAGUUACAAUUGCUUCUUGGUUCUGCUUGCUUUUAUUCCACUUGCUAAUGUCUUACAGUAAAUAUUCUAGUACAUGCUGUAAAUAUUCUUCAUGCCAAUGUCCAUUGUCAUUAAAAUCCCAAACUACUUUUCUUCAUUAAUAUUCUGGAAAUAAUCCUACCCAUUCAUAUUCUUUUGAUCAAAUGUACAUUUGCAGCAAUUUAAACAAAUGGGUAAGCUUUGCUAUGUGACCAUUGAUGGACCUACUGAAUACGAUUGCUUGCCUAUUCUAUGGAUUAAAACUGGCAGCAAAUAAAACGACCUGCUUCCUUUAAUCUUUUUUAUAUGCUGUGAUUUUGUUUCUGGCGACCAAGGCAUAUAUUUUCGCUGCCGAACAGUAAAGG